UUAUUUACAUGGGAAGACUUCCAUUACACAGUCCAUGCCCUCAUUUGCAGUUGUGUUUUGUUUCGCAGCACAUCUCAGACGCUUCUUGUUGCCAAUAAUGAACAUAAAGGGACAGCGGUUGACUGAACACAAGCAAACGCUCACUAUUGUGUCACAUUUUUCACCCCAGUGUGAAAUGCUUAACAUUCAAAAUUAAGACCACGUAAGUGAGGCUGUGUGUGUCUACAUACUCCCCACACACCAGUUGCUCAUAGUGGUUUCCUGUCUGGGAACGUGUCCUUUGGUUCUGGUGCUGAGUGUUUAAACUGGGUCGGUGUCAUGGAGGAACUGGCCCGGGAGAGCAUCAGCCUGUUGGUCCGGUCUGCAUCUGUAGCCGAUCCCCCGAGGCUCGGCUCGUUUGGAGCGGUGUUCAUCAUGCUGAAGUCCGCGCUGGGAGCGGGACUGCUCAACUUCCCCUGGGCUUUUAGGAAGGCUGGGGGUGUGAACACCGCCAUCACUGUGGAGCUGGUGUCUCUGGUGUUUCUCAUCAGCGGUCUGGUCAUCCUGGGUUAUGCGUCGUCCGUCAGCAGACAGAAGACCUAUCAGGACGUAGUGAGGGAGGUGUGUGGACGAGCUGUGGGUCAGCUCUGUGAAGUCUGUUUUUGCUUCAACCUCUUCAUGAUAAGCGUCGCCUUCCUGGUGGUGGUGCAAGACCAACUGGAAAAACUGUGUAUUUCUUUAUACGAGACUGUGACCGGAUCAAGUGAGGCAGACAUGCCUUACCACUGGUACACUGACCAGCGCUUCGCCCUCUUCAUCAUGUGUCUUCUCAUCAUCCUGCCUCUGUCUAUCCCAAAAGAAAUCGGCAUACAGAAAUACACAAGUGUACUAGGGACGCUUGCUGCUACGUAUCUCUGUGUCGCAGUCGUUGUCAAGUAUUAUCUAAUGGACAGCCACAGGAUUACUUACACAGAGCAAAGCCGAGGAGUCAGUUCCUGGGCCUCCAUGUUUAGUGUGGUACCAACCAUUUGCUUUGGCUUCCAGUGCCAUGAAGCCUGUAUAGCAAUCUACAGCAGUAUGGAGAACCAGAAUCUCCUCCACUGGGUGGCCAUCUCUGUGCUCUCCAUGUUUUUCUGCUUGCUCACUUACACUCUGACUGGUGUGUAUGGCUUCUUGACCUUUGGGGAAGGCGUAGCCUCAGAUAUUCUGAUGUCAUAUCCUGGAAAUGACGUGGUGAUGAUCAUCUCCAGGCUGCUGUUUGGAGUAUCAAUCAUCACGAUAUAUCCCAUUAUUCUUCUGCUGGGGAGAUCUGUGAUCCUGAACCUGGUGCUACGACUUCAAAUAAAUCGUUGGGGGGUGGUCACUCAUUCGUUUGAGAGUCGCUGCAGAGUCGUUCUGACUGUGGCCUGGAUCUCCUUCACGCUUCUGAUUGCCAUGUUUGUCCCAGACAUGGCCGACGUCAUCAGCGUCAUUGGAGGAAUCAGUGCCUUCUUCAUCUUCAUCUUCCCUGGUCUUUGCUUAGUGUUCACAAUGCAGACUGAAGAUGUCUCUCCAAGACUCCGGGACAUUUUAAGCAUCUGGGGCGUUGUAACAAUCGUGGUUGGAGCUUUCAUCUUUGGACAGAGCACCACCAUUGCUGUGAUGGAGAUUUUCCACAAGUUCAAAGCUUAACAAAGCCAUUUCUCUGCAGCAGAACCUCACCUCUUCUGGCGAACUGGACAUUGAUUUUUCAUGGCUGGCUUUUACUUGUACAUUGUACGUUUUGUCUUCUUGAGCAGAACAUAUGUUUAUGGAAUAUGUUUGUGUGCAGUGCAAUUUUCAGUUUGAAUGGAUUUUAUUUUAACGUUUGUGUAAUAAGUCUGUAUAUAUAUUUGAUUAUGGUUAAGCAUGUUUGCAGCAGAAGUAUUAUACAGAUGAUCCGUGUCUUUUUGAGUAUUCAUGUAUUACUGAACCUUGCCAGGGGGCGCUAUUGCACCAUUUAUAAAUUACUGAACUGUCCCCCCCCACUCCACAUCAUUCAUGAAACUGUUUCUUGUCGAUUUAGGCAAGGGAAAACAAGCUUUUGUCCCCUUUCUGCUCACCUCUGUGACCAUUUGCUUGAGUGAAAUAAGAAGAAUGCUUUAAAUCUUGUUUCUUUCUGGGUCCUGAGCACUUCUCUGUUCUCUUUUUCCCCUUCCCAAUCUAAAUCACAGCAGCAGUAUAAAUCUGCUGUAGAAGUGAACUGUUUACUAUUUAUCCUCUUCAAGCUUAAAUGAGUUGUGGGUCGCAGCUUGCAGCCGUGCACAUGUGAUUUACAGUGAAUCUACAAACCGGUUCUGUCAGGCUCUGGACUCAGAGGGGGGCGAUUAUCAGCAUCAUAUCAGGCUGAAAUUCAAGAAUCAAGCAGAUGACGCAUGUCUGCCUGAACUCAGAGAAAAUGAUUUUUUUAAGCAUGAAAAUACAGAGCAGCUUUAAUGGAUUCCUCUGUUAUGUAAUGGAUGUUUUCAUCUUGGGUGGAACUGCUCGUAGUGGCAAAACCUGUGACACUCUGCUUGUGUUUAGUCCUCGGGAUUAUAGUGUGACCUGGCCAAAUGUUUAAAUCCAUUAAAUGCAGCUGGGAAAAAAUGCUUGAAAAUCACACAGAGCCCCUCACAAAUCCUGCAGCUGCUCUCUGGCUUCAUAAAGUAGACAUGGUUCUAACUAGCAUGCAGCUUUCAAAAGAUUAACACCUCUGCUGUCUGAACACAUUUGCAACAUUUGAGACCUUUCUGUCCAGAAAUAUACGGUUUAAUUUGACAUUUUCAUUUUUAUAGUCAUUAUUCAAUACCAACAGAUGAGAGACUGUCAUUAUUUCACAGCUUAAAGCAAAAUUGAGAAUAAAAUAGUUUUUUUUA
Poecilia latipinna (sailfin molly) is the source of this 2852-nucleotide messenger RNA. It is a transcript of the gene slc38a8b, whose product is annotated as solute carrier family 38 member 8b. Gene Ontology annotation, cellular component: membrane. The transcript has 10 exons. The record is from RefSeq and is a predicted model, not a curated record. Gene Ontology annotation, molecular function: L-amino acid transmembrane transporter activity. NCBI's taxonomy places the organism in Eukaryota, Metazoa, Chordata, Actinopteri, Cyprinodontiformes, Poeciliidae. Gene Ontology annotation, biological process: amino acid transmembrane transport. Bases 319 to 1650 code for a protein of 443 amino acids.